This is a messenger RNA of Cebus imitator (Panamanian white-faced capuchin), 2732 nucleotides long. It is a transcript of the gene TRMT9B, whose product is annotated as tRNA methyltransferase 9B (putative). Gene Ontology annotation, molecular function: tRNA binding; S-adenosylmethionine-dependent methyltransferase activity. The record is from RefSeq and is a predicted model, not a curated record. Lineage: Eukaryota; Metazoa; Chordata; Mammalia; Primates; Cebidae. The transcript has 6 exons. Bases 625 to 1989 code for a protein of 454 amino acids. Gene Ontology annotation, cellular component: nucleus; cytoplasm. Gene Ontology annotation, biological process: tRNA wobble uridine modification.
GGGGCGAUCGCAGGGAACUGGGCGGGGAAGCGACCGUCCCUGGCUCCGCCGAGCGCCAGCCCGCUCUUCCUGCCUGGAGGCGCCGCAGGCCUGGGUUCCGGGACAUCUGAGCCCGAGCACCGCCUCCCCAAAGGUCAAGGGGUGGAAGUUACACCUGGUGCAGCCCUAGGCUCUGAUGCAAAAGCAGCUUUUGCCCCUGGCUGCGGGACAGCGCUGUGACUACUCGCAACGGGAGAGCUGCUGCUCGUCCCCACACUGCAGAAAGCGCCGGCGACCCGGGCACUGACAAUGGUCUGCAGAGGGGAGCGGAGAGAAGCCUCUGUUCCUCCCUAGAUCCGCCGCCUCGGCGCCCGCCCCAAGGGUGGAGGGGGCGCGACAGGUCAUCUCGCGCGUGUCCCGGAGCCCGCGGCCGGGUCUGCACGCCUGGGGCCUGUGCUCCCUUCAGAGACUCAUACAAGCGAUUUAUCAUGAGAAGGACUGCACUAUAUCAUUUCACUCUUACAAGUUUUCAUUUAUGUUACACACUGAGAAAGUUAUGUAAAGCAACCAUCACUCUCUGGAGGUGGAGAUUACCGUGAUUCAUAAAGACGAGGUAAUUUUCCUGUAAUUACAGGAUGUCUCAGGAUGGAUCAUGAAGCUGCCCAGCUGGAGAAGCAGCAUGUGCACAAUGUGUACGAGAGCACAGCCCCUUACUUCAACGACCUGCAGAGCAAAGCCUGGCCUCGUGUCCGCCAGUUCCUCCAAGAGCAGAAGCCAGGCAGCCUCAUCGCUGACAUAGGUUGUGGGACUGGAAAGUAUCUUAAAGUGAACAGCCAGGUGCAUACCGUGGGCUGUGACUACUGUGGGCCAUUGGUAGAGAUUGCCCGGGAUAGAGGAUGUGAAGUCAUGGUAUGUGACAACCUUAAUCUCCCCUUUAGGGAUCAGGGCUUCGAUGCCAUCAUUUCCAUAGGAGUCAUACAUCAUUUUUCUACAAAACAAAGAAGAAUCAGAGCAAUAAAAGAAAUGGCCAGGGUCUUAGUUCCUGGAGGCCAGCUGAUGAUUUACGUGUGGGCAAUGGAACAGAAGAAUCGUCGCUUUGAGAAGCAAGACGUGCUUGUUCCAUGGAACAGGGCCCUAUGUUCCCAGCUUUUCUCAGAGUCCAGCCAAUCCGGGAGGAAGAGGCAGUGUGGACACCCAGAAAGAAGCCAUCCUUACCAUCCUCCUUGCUCCGAGUGUAGCUGUUCUGUUUGUUUUAAAGAGCAGUGUGGUUCAAAACGGUCCCACAGUGUGGACUGUGAACCUGCUAUGGCAAGAACCUGUUUUGCAAAUAUCUCUAAGGAAGGCGAGGAAGAAUAUGGAUUCUACAACACAUUAGGAAAAUCAUUUCGUUCUUGGUUUUUCUCCAGAUCUUUGGAUGAAUCGACUCUGAGGAAGCAAAUUGAAAGAGUAAGACCCUUGAAAAACACCGAAGUUUGGGCCAAUAGCACUGUAACAAUCCAGCCUUCCAGACACUCUAGUUUAGACUUUGAUCACCAAGAGCCAUUUUCAACAAAAGAGCAAAGCUUAGAUGAGGAAGUGUUUGUGGAACCUUCUUCUCAAAAGCACUUAGAGUGGCUGAGAGCACCAGGCACUCAGAAGCAUUUAAAUGGAGACCAUCAAGGAGAAAUGAGGAGAAAUGGAGGGAGGAAUUUUCUGGAUAGCACUCAUACUAGUGUGAAUUGUGCGGGUGUGGGUAACUUAGAAGAUGAUAAUCCUUCUGCUAGUAAAACAUUGAGAAGGAUUUCUGCAGUCGAUUCCACAGAUUCCAACCCAGAUGAUACAAUUUCUGUCGAAGAUCCACAGCCCGAUAUUUUGGACUCGAGAGCCUUUAUGCGCUACUACCACGUGUUUCGAGAAGGGGAGCUCUAUGGUCUGCUCAAAGAGAAUGUGUCAGAGCUCCGUAUCCUGAGUUCUGGGAAUGAUCAUGGCAACUGGUGUAUCAUUGCAGAGAAAAAGGGAAGUUGUGAUUGAUUGUAUCCUUUUAGACAACUCCAAAAGAUUAACCACAUUCUUUCGCUACGUUUGAUAUGGUUACAUGAAAUUGCAUUCAGUUUUAUUAUUUGUUAAUCCAUUAAUCCUUUGUCUGCAGAGACUACGAAUUAUUUGGUUGUUUUUCUUUUUAACUUUGAAUAAGCACAGAUACUGGCACUGAAAGCACUUGACAAAGGGCAUUUGUGCUUAAAUGUUAAUAUAAAAGAUCUGAAGAAGCAACAGAAAAUGCCCGUCAGUACAGUUCAGAUUUUUUUAACCCCUGAAGGAUAAAAUACAUGGAUAGUGACUUUCAGUAUUGUGCAUUGAUUUAAAAAGUUGAUGCUGUUAAAUAAUCUUUUCAAACAGUAUUUUUAUAAAGUGAGGGGAUAAUUUCUGGUUCCUAGGUUAUAACUGAGAUCAGUGUGCAAGACAACAGGGAAACUUUAAUCCAUUGCACAGAUAAUACAUUGAACCAUGUGAUGAGUUAUUUUGUUGCCAAGGUCUUGCUUCUACUUAAAGUUUUGAGAAAACUGAGUGACUGGAGAGACCCAAGAAGUGUUGCAAGGACUUUUCUAAAUUAUAAGCAAACUUGCUUCAAAAUAAGUUGACACAUGAUAAUAAUGUUUUCAAUGUAGCCCAUGAGGUUUUUAAAGGCACUGUUAGGUUGAACAUGGUGGCUCAUGCCUAUAAUUCCAGCACUUUGGGAGACUGAGGUGGAAGGACCACUUGAACCCAGGAGUUCA